Molecule: messenger RNA, 828 nt
Organism: Bursaphelenchus xylophilus (pine wood nematode)
Lineage: Eukaryota; Metazoa; Nematoda; Chromadorea; Rhabditida; Aphelenchoididae
Source: the annotation of a GenBank genome assembly
AUGUUUUCCCUCGCGCUUUUCACACUAUUAACGCUCAAAGUUCAUGCGCUCCCAGUGAUCUUCGGAUAUCACAGUGGCUCCAAAUCAGACUACCAAGUCGCCAAACAUCCCACGGAUGCGGACGACAAUGCCCUUUUUGUCGCUGGCUUUAACAAACCGCUGAAACGUAAGUUUUAUCUGCGUUUGUGUUGCUAGCAAGCUUUCUUCUCAUUUUUCUUCAAAAAAUUUUGAUUUUUCGCAAAUUUCGGGGGAAAAUCAACUUGGAUAGUGGCUGAAAUCCUUUCCUAUAGAAAGUACACAUCACUGAGCCCACAAUAACAUAGUCAAGUCGCUAUGAAAAGCCUUAUUUUUUACUAAUUUCCCCAAUUUUCAGGCCCAAUGUCAGUUCAUGGAGAUGCGGUCGCGUACAACGUUGACGAGAAAGAUCUUCCCAAUUUCAUCCCGGCGGACGCCAACAAACUCUCCACCACCUCUUCCACCCCCAUCGACAAGGACAUUCACCCGUCGUAUCGUGAGGUUGUGACCCGCUCAACUCGAGGCCAUGAGUACCUCGUUGUUGAUGAGAAAACGGAGAAUUCGGUGGAAGAGUGCUACGGAAACGCAAAGCUGCUGCCACGCAAGACGGUCAGGAAGAUGAACAAGAAGCGGAGAAAGCUGGCGCAGGCCAUCCGAAGGCUGAACAAGCUGCAGCGCAGCUUCUGUCUGAAGAAGCGUAUGCACGAGGACGGCGAGAAGUGCGCUGAAUGGCGGACGGAAAAAAUGGCUUUAUAUGUCAAGCUAAUGCAGCUAACUCAUUGCAUCACACCGACUGUUCGGCCCUCUAUCUAA